Benincasa hispida (wax gourd) is the source of this 745-nucleotide messenger RNA. Its product is annotated as CASP-like protein 1B2. The record is from RefSeq and is a predicted model, not a curated record. Lineage: Eukaryota; Viridiplantae; Streptophyta; Magnoliopsida; Cucurbitales; Cucurbitaceae.
AAAGCCAAGACAUUGAAUUUGGUAACCCCAUGGCUUCUUUACAAUCUGAAGCAGCAGCAGCAAAAGCAGAUGAGAAUGUUGGUGAGUACAAGCAUCUUGCAAUGGCAAAAAUAAAGAGGAAUUGGGGGUUUGUUUUGGUGAGAUUUGUGGCUUCUUUAGCCACUGCCUCAGCAACCCUUGUGAUGGCUCUUAAUAAAGAGUCUAAAUCUAUUGUUGUUGCCACUAUUGGAACUGAUCCACUUACUGCCAUUGUAUCUGCUCAUUUCUACCACACUCCUGCCUUUGUAUUCUUUGUCAUAGCAAAUGGAAUGGCCACUCUACACAACUGGACGAUGAUAGCCUUACACAUCUUUGGACCCAAAUUCCAAUUCCAUGGCUUCCGUCUUCCAAUUAUUGCCAUUCUAGACAUGAUGACGGUGGCUCUUGCGUCGAUGGGCGACGGUGCAGCGACUUUCAUGGCAGCACUUGGAAAGAAUGGAAAUAAACAUGCCAGAUGGAACAAGAUUUGUGACAAAUUCUCUGCCUACUGCGACCAUGGUGCCGGUGCGCUCAUUGCUUCCUUUGUUGGCCUCUGCCUUCUUCUUCUCAUCUCCGCCAUCUCCAUUAUCAAGCCGCUACACAAACCGAGCAGUUCGAUAGCGUUACCAUAGUUGACUUGCUACGAACACAGCGUUUUGUUGCGUCCAUUGUGUUUGAUUAGUUUAAUUUUUGGGCUAAAAUGCAAUAUGAAGUUAAAUUUGUAUAC